Molecule: messenger RNA, 7951 nt
Organism: Delphinapterus leucas (beluga whale)
Lineage: Eukaryota; Metazoa; Chordata; Mammalia; Artiodactyla; Monodontidae
Source: RefSeq, a predicted model, not a curated record
AGGCUUGGGCGCUGCGGCGGUAGGAGGACGGGGAAGGACGGAGCCGAGCCACGGCUGCCUCCCUCGCUCUCUCCCACGAGCGCUCGCCCGCCCCCUCCCUCCCUCCCCUCCCUUCCCCGGCCCCGGCUCCGGCCUCGGCCCGUUCGCUGUUCGGUCUUCUGCAGGGAGAAUGUCGGGCUCGUCGCUCCCCAGCGCCCUGGCCCUUUCGCUGUUGCUGGUCUCUGGCUCCCUCCUCCCAGGGCCAGGCGCCGCUCAGAACGCUGGGUUUGUCAAGUCGCCCAUGUCAGAAACUAAGCUCACUGGGGACGCCUUUGAGCUGUACUGUGACGUGGUCGGGAGCCCCACGCCAGAGAUCCAGUGGUGGUACGCAGAAGUCAACCGGGCAGAGUCUUUCAGACAGCUGUGGGACGGUGCUCGGAAGCGCCGUGUCACCGUAAACACCGCCUACGGGUCAAACGGCGUGAGUGUGCUGAGAAUAACCCGGCUCACCUUGGAGGACUCUGGGACUUACGAGUGCAGGGCCAGCAACGACCCCAAGAGGAAUGACUUGAGGCAAAACCCUUCCAUAACAUGGAUUCGAGCCCAGGCCACCAUAAGCGUCCUUCAGAAGCCAAGGAUUGUCACCAGUGAAGAAGUCAUUAUUCGAGAAAGCCCUGCGCCCUCUGUCACCCUGCAGUGUAACCUCACCUCCAACUCUCACACCCUUACAUACAGCUACUGGACAAAGAAUGGGGUAGAACUGACUGCCACUCGUAAGAAUGCCAGCAACAUGGAAUACAGGAUCAAUAAACCGAGAGCUGAGGAUUCAGGCGAAUACCACUGUGUAUAUCACUUUCUCAGUGCUCCUAAAGCAAAUGCCACCAUUGAAGUAAAAGCUGCUCCUGACAUCACUGGCCAUAAACGGAGUGAGAACAAGAAUGAAGGGCAGGAUGCCAUGAUGUACUGCAAGUCAGUUGGCUACCCCUACCCAGAGUGGAUCUGGCGCAAGAAGGAGAACGGUAUGCCCAUGGAGAUUGUCAAUACCUCUGGCCGCUUCAUCAUCAUCAACAGGGAGAAUUACACUGAGCUGAGCAUCACAAACCUGCAGAUCACAGAAGAUCCUGGCGAGUAUGAAUGUAAUGCUACCAACUCCAUUGGCUCUGCCUCCGUUGUCACCAUCCUCAGGGUACGGAGCCACCUGGCCCCACUCUGGCCCUUCCUGGGAAUUCUGGCGGAAAUCAUCAUCCUUGUGGUGAUCAUUGUUGUGUAUGAAAAGAGGAAGAGGCCAGAUGAAGUUCCUGACGAUCAUCAGGCAGAUUGAGCUUGAGGAGAAUCCAAGUCAAGCCUAGAAGCCACCCCAAGAUCGCAGGCCACCUGGCCUUUCAGGCAGAUUUAAGGUAUCUAAUUGGUUGUCACAUGGUUGCCUGGUAUAGCCCCUGUAGGUAACUGCCCUAGUCCAGUCAGACUGUUAUUGGGAAAAGCCAUUGGAACAAGCCACUUUUUGGUUUCCUUGGUUGGUCCCUUCAGAAGGUUUUCAAGGUUUGUGGUGAAGCAGGCCCCUGCCAUUUGGCUUUUUUGUCUGUCUCACAGACAAGAAUGGUGGAGAGCAUCUGAUGCAUUACCACCCCCAGUUUAAGACAGAUAGCUAAGCAGUAACACCUGGAGUCCCUGCCUGAAGUGGCACCCUCAAGCUGGCCCAGCGUCCCAGAAGGGAGUGGAUAAUAGCAGCAGAACCAAAGCCAAUUGUUAGGUAUUGGAAAGAAUAAGAAUCUUAGAUGGUUAGACAUGCUUAGAGUCAGAAAAGGUCCUGGAAGUUAUGUUUUUUUGUUAUGGAUGUUCUAUUUCUAACCCUGUGAUUAUAAUGGGGGGGGACUACUGAUGGAGACUUGCACCAGUAGUACUUCAGAUCCCUCACUAGCUCCCCAGCCCCAUCCUCUUACCCUAUAAUAGCAUCAGCGAAAACAAAUUAAUUGGCCAGCCAACUAUCACCACCACUUGCCUGUCACUGAUUGGACUGGAAGGGUAUGCACCUAAACUCAGUGCCUUGGGUGAUGGGGAGGAUGCCAACUCUAGUCUGACUGUUCUGGGCCUGUGCUUGUGCACUGUGGUGCUGUACCCUGCCCCAGAGAGCUGUCUGUGUCCCUGUGGCUGGCCAGGACCCAGUGCCAGCCAUGUGUGUCAGCGGAGAAUGCUAAGGGAGGUCUGGUGCUCCCUCAGGAAGAGCGCAGCCCUGAAGGCAUGCCAGUGGCUCCUGAGUCUCUGGAAGGACAUGUUUGAGAGCAGCAGCCACCUCCCCUUCUUUUCCUUUCUUCUCAGCAGCUCCUAAGUCUCUCUGCCUGCACUAGGUAGAGCGAGUAUUGUAGUGAGGCUGGUGAAAAGGUUAUUUGGUGACACUAGCGAUGUAUGUGGGGAGACCUGGUGGACUUCCAUCCAAAUGUACAUUCAUCAGUGAACUAGAUGGAGGAAUGGGAUGGACGUCAGCUGGAAGCAGAUGGGCCUUUGUAAAUACGUGGGCUUGUGCCCUGCAACAUAAGAGUGUCCUGGGAUUUUUACUUUCUUUCUCCUGGGUCCACAGAACUGCUAUUCUGUGAAGCAAAAGUGCUUUCUUAGGAUUUUCAUAUAUGCAUAAUGCUUUUCUCUCUAAAUUUCUCUUUCUUGUUGCAAAUUAGGACUUCCAAGGCAGAGUACCUAUGUCUAGAUCUGAGAGUAGAGGGGGAGAGUUGCCUGUCAGUGUGUUUUCAGCGUUGGCUUAUUAGGAGCAGUCAUGCCUCACUCCUGAAAAGGGCUGAAUGCUUUUGCUUUGCUAAAUAUCGCCUUUCUCAGCUUUCCCUUUGGAAAAAUUGAGAUGCAAAAAGUCAGUAGGAAAAGGUAAAAAUGGGCUUCAAAACCUGACUUUUUAAGACAAGGCUGGCUGCCCCUCUCUUGGCAGAGUGACGCAUUGGCUUAGCCUGUCCCUGUCAGAGGUUCCUGUUGUCUUUGCAGGAAGCCGUUUCACUUACCAGGUUGCUAUCCCAGCAUAUGUGGAAGAGACCGUCAGGUUAGAUUUGAGGAAUGGUUAGUAUUGGUUCUAUCUGACAAGUGCAGGCACCUGCCCAGGGAAAGCAGCUUUUUUUUUUUUUUUAAGAGCGCCAUGGCUGUUGAACACAAAUGGGGACGAGUUUGUUAUACAAGACACCUGUGGCCAGCAAAUCUGAACAGCUUCCUGGAGGGAAAAUACUCUUUUAAGAUAAAUUAUUAUAGGCAGUGAAUGAAUCCUAUGUAAAAGAGAUGACUGCAGGGUAAGUGCAAAGUAAAACCUUCUUGCUCUAGUGUCUUAGAAGAAUACUGUAAUGCAAGCAGCUUUUACUUUGUUGUUAUUAUUGAAUUGGGGCAAAAAAUCUGGGAUGCUGGAAUUAUUGCAAUGUUUGCCUUCUCUCUGUUCCCCUCCUGACAGCCAGCACCGUCCAGGCUCCAUUCUCUAUCACAUGCCCUUGCUCGAGCAUUUCCAUCCCAUAGUUUUCUUCUUUGUCUUUCUGCCUCUUUUUCUCAGACUCCUCCCUAGUCCUGCCCUCCCCUUUUUUCUUCUCUCCUGGAAGUAAUUUUUUUGAAAAUUUGAUUGUUCCUCUGUGAGUUUUCCUUAUGCAGUGUCUUUUUCUUCUUUAGCCAGUUUCCCCUCAACUCCUGUGCAAUUCACAAGAGCAAACUCACUUCAUGUGCUUUCCUCCCGUAUGCCCUUCUUCAAAUUUACAUAUAGAUAUAUGCAUACACUCCUUUUUGGAAUGAAUGAGGAGGUACCUUAUACCUGAUACAGAUUUGGAGUUUUAGAGGUGAUGAAUUUUUACUUGUCAGACAACCGUUCGUAAUUCUGUGUUGACUUAUUUAUACCAUUGUGAAAAUUGAUUUUUAAAAAAAAUAAGCCUGACAUGCUGCUUCUCUGCCAAAUGAAUACACUAUUAUCAAGAUAUAGCAGUGAUUUAUUUCUGACUCACUGGACCUUUUUUUAUAUGAAAAAAGUUCAUAUAAAACUCACAGUAUUCAUAUUUGGGCAGUCUGUGAGUUUUUGGUAACUCGGUGCUGUACUAGAAAAGCACUAAGGGAACAAUACAAAAGUAUAAAAACACAAAUUUAAAGUUAUAUAGUUUAGCCUGAGUAUGUUUCACUAGAAGAGCAAAUAUUGCUUUAGAUUUCUCACAUAGAAAAUACUUAGGGUUAAGGUUUAGCUGCUUCCAGGGGGUAAAAAAAGGCCCAUGACUUUUUGUCUACUGGAGUAUACUCAGGACAUUUUGUAAGUGAAACUUACAUCUAAAUCCCUUUCAGUCACUGUUAUGGUGUCUUUGAGGAUUGGUGCCCCAGUGGGUUGUCUUGUAGGUAGAUUAUCUGCAUAUCACCUUUAACCUUCAAUGUUUUUAGUAACAGGUGAAUUGUGGAGCCAAGUAAGGACUUUGUUUUUUUCAGUUUACUUACCUCCUGACUACAUUCUCUGGAAAUGUUAAAUGAUAAUUCUCUAAAAAGACUAGAUACAACUAGCAUCCCUCUAGCCUUCCAUCCACCUUACAGCUGGACAUAUGUUUGGAGCUCACCUUGUGUGUUGGUUCCCUGCUGACUGAACCCAGAGAGUGAUUAGCGUGCCUCUCGGGAGUGAACCUGCUUAGUUGCUGGGGCCUUCAGUUCUGCUGCACAUUUUACUGACCUCGAUUGAAAACAGUAGGAGCUGAUUUAAGAGAAGUGCUGGCAUCAAAAAGAGUUUUCCAUUAUCACAUUAGGGAGAUAAUUUUAUAAGCAAGUAUAGGCACUCUUCCUUUAAGUUACUGGUAUAAAAGAUACUUGAGGUUUUGUGGGAACCAUUUUUAGUGGCUGUGAUGUAUCCAAACUCUUUUUAACACUUUAGAAUUAAGAGCUAGUCUAAUGUUCCAAAAUCAGUUAAAUGGUCAAAACAUUGGUAGCAUAUGAAGCUUUACAAGAGGACAGGAAUGUUGGAAAAGGAAUGUGACUUUUAAAAAUGAUAUGUGAAACACACGUGUUGUCCCUUAACCAGGGGUCAUCUGGGUCAGUAACAAGCUACCUUAUGAAGAAAAUACAAUAGGACUGAAUAAGGAAGGAAAUUGAAAAUAAUUGUUACUCUCUUUUGGGUUUAAUGCUGCUCUGCUGAGAUCAGGCAAAAUUUAAGUGGGUUUAGAAACCAUAAAUCCUCAUCCUCAGUGAGAUGAAGGCAGUGAAAAAGGAGCUUUGACCAGACAGUCAACUUACUUUGACAUUAAAGCCAUCUUUUUGGAGGUGGUAUUGUAUCAGGUAAUCUGUUAUUUACUAGGCAUUGCAGAGCACCCUUCCAGAUUCUGAGGCGAUGUAGGGGAAUGAGGGCUCUAAGUGCACUGGGUUGGGAAGACAACAUUCAGCUGAAUGAAUCAGUGUGUGCAACAGGUCCACCAGGAACUUCACUCAUAAGAUGGAUUCCAGAAGCAUCUUGUUUCCACUCUCCCCCAGCCCUCUUCCUCUCACCUAGUCAGUGGCUGUGAGUAAUACCCAGCUGGAGAGAACAGUCAUUGUUUAAGCGGCUGUCUUUUGCCCUGAGGGUUUGGGGGUAUGUUGAUAUUUGUCGGUUACUAUGACUUCUUUUUUUUCCCCCCUCAAUUGCAUCAAACCCUUAAAACAUGGUGGUAAGUGAGCGAUAUGCAUGCUUUUGGAGUUUGUUUAAUCUCCGCUUCAGUCUAUACGAUGCACAGUUCAUAAUGUUAACACUUUUCUUCAAGUUUACUUCAUUCACUUUCACAACUAAUUUGGAUUUCAGUUUGCUGUUUAAUCCUCAUUUACUUUCAUUUUCUUACCUUUUAUCUGUAGUUCUGUUCUUCCCUCUCUCCUGAUUUCCUUGUUAGAGGUCAAGUUGUUGUUUUUGUUUGACCUGUAAUGGGAGAGUGGUGCUGCAGAUAGCGAUUCAGUCCAGGAAAGUGGGAGCCUUGAGGCUCUUUUCUUUGUUCCUUAUAAAUGUGGAAGUGGAUUUGGGGAGAGAGAUGAAGGGGCUCGUGAGACGUAGGCACAAGUGUGAACAGCAACUGCUCCCACUUUCAGGCAUGGCAGCUACACCAGAGCCACUGUUGCUAAAACCCCUCAUGCAGCCCUUUGCACGUUAUCGCCUUGUUGGGCUGGAAAAUGACGUUAUUAGACACCAGGGCGUACAUAUAUCCCAAUUACUGAAGAAAGAAAAGCUCAUGGUGUGAAGUGCUUGGGUUAGUGCUGAAGUGUCACGCUUUGAAAAGAUUAGCUUGGCUAUCGCGAUUCCCUCUCCCCUUUUUUUCUCUUAAAAUUGGGAGUAGAUUGGUGAUAUUCUUGAAUCAGCUACCUUGCUUUAGAAUUCUGUGUUUUCGGGUGCACAGCCAGAGCACUAAAAAUAUUCUAAGUUUGCUCCUGUGUCCUUUCCUGUAAGUCCCAGAAGUGCUUAGUUCCUAGCAUGUAGCUGAGCUGGCUUGGCCAGGAUGCUGAGAGCGUUAGGGUGUUGUGGUGAGGGAGGAUCUAGGCUGGGCUCGUGGGUCUCAGUACCUGGUACGUCUUUGUAUAUCUCCACUGUAUACACAGCACACAGAUGUCUUGGGUGUCUGAGUCUUAAGUUUGUUCUCUGUACUGUUCGAUAGUGUACUAUUGUUAGUAGUAGAAUCCUGUGGACACUGGUGUGUUGCUAGCCUAUUGUUCUGGCUAAGUCACUGGUUUGUGGUUAGUUUUGUUUCUGUUUUGUUUUGUUUUUUUUCUUUUGUUUGAAAUCUUUUUUUGCUCCAGUCACUGUGUGUGCUGGCGGUGGCUUUGCCUCUCCGUUGCCUCAAAGGAACAGGUGGAGCAAUGUCUCCCUCUGACAGACAUUACUCCUGACGUGUGCUCCUGCAGAUGCCUACACUGAGACUGUAAUCUCCAUAACUGCUUCAUGUGCACCAAGCCCCCUUGUGGAAUCCUGCUGAGAGUUUUUCUAGAAGCCUUCAGUUCUAAAUCAUUUAGUCUACCUGACGUUUGUAAAAUAAAAAGAAACUAAGAACACUUAACUUGCUUUUCCCCGCCUUUGUGGGCCUUAAAAAAAAAUCUGUGUGUGUGUGUACAGACACACACACACACACACACACACACACAUACAUAUAUCCCUGGUUAAAGGGGACCAAGUUGCCCUUAGUUGAAACAGGAAGGAAAAACUUACAAAUCAGAAUCAGAAAAUACCAAUUUAAGAAGGCACCUAAACUCAGAUAAUGUAAGCUUUUCGAUUAAAAAGAAAAAAGAUAACUCAUGGCUCAUCUGGGUUUGGGUUCUGGUUUUGGCCAGGGCACAAGAGUGAGCCAGUUUUUUUAUCUGAAGUCUUUUCUAGAGGGAUGUCAGCACCAUUCAGCUUUCCCUGGUCUGUCACAGAACAUCCUCUGGUCUACCUACACUUGUUGCUGGCAUAGCCUAGCCUGUCUGACCCAGUAUUAGGUUGAACCAUUGUGGCUUCCUCUAUCUCAUUCUCCAGACUAAAGACUCUCCUAAAGAUAACAAAACAGCAAGAACAGUGUCCUUUGGGGAAGUGAGGAUGUGUGUAAACAUAUAGAUACACAUCCAUCUGCAUUGCAGGAUUGAGCCAAAACUAUACAUGCAUUCACCACAAGAAAACAAACAGCAGGAUUUUACAACUGAAAUGUUGGUUUGUCUUCUCAUCUACUUAAGAGUGAACCACUGGAACUUGGGGACAAGAUGAGUAUAAUGAUAUUGCAGCCUAUCUGUCCGCUACAGUUGCAGUUUUUCAUGACAAGCAUUCAAAGUGUUAACUAAAAUCAUUGAAACAACAUACCUGCCAUUAAAAACCUGAAUCUAGAAAUAAUAACUCCAUGAGUGUUUUGCACCUCCAGAUGGAAUGGCCUUGAAUAAAUGCUAUGAAUAGCCAUGUUUGCCACUUGCCGUUUGCUGUUCUGUUAAUCCUUAUGCAGAGUCUCACAAUUUUCUCCCUUCUUCUUCUGUCUCUCAAUGGAUUAUUAAAAACUGAACACCU